AGUGAAAGACAUAGAAGAGAUGAGUUCUAUUACAUGUAUUAAAUUGUUUUUUAACAGCCCGCACGAAUGCAUGCCGUUUAAACCUUUUACCCGCCGUGUUUUUCCCUUUUGGAAUAUCAAAACGUCAUGCUGUUAGUACGACGCUUACGUGUCGAAAUAUUAUUGGUUUGUAUUUGGUAAGCUGGUGAAACAGGACAAAGUUAGCCGCGCAACUGUUUUUUAACUUUUUUUUUUACUGUUUCCAAAGUUUUAAGUUUUGGGGAAAUAGUGAAAAGUGAAAACCUCAAUUUGCAAAUCUGAGAGUUUACUUUCCUCAUCGGAAAAAGUUUUGAUCUCGCCGCUCUCCGAGCACUUCCUUGUCGGAGUCCCAAUUUUUGUGUUCGGUUUUAUUCUCGGUCGAUGAUGAAGCCGCGAUUGUGUUCAGAUCGGAGCUGAUUUCGAAUUUGGAUGUGAAAUUGAGAUUCUAGGGAUUUCAAAUUUUGACGAUCAUGGCGACGAGGAAUCGUACGUUGCUGUUUAGGAAGUACAGAAACUCUCUGAGAAGCGUCAGAGCUCCAUUGUCGUCAUCUUCAUUGACGGGAACACGAUCCGGCGGCGUUGGUCCGGUGAUCGAGAUGGCGAGUACUUCGUUAUUGAAUCCGAAUCGCUCUUACGCUCCUAUUAGUACCGAAGAUCCUGGAACUUCUAGUAAAGGUGCGAUAACAGUGGGCUUACCACCAGCUUGGGUUGAUGUCUCUGAGGAGAUAUCUGUGAAUAUACAGCGUGCAAGGACUAAAAUGGCUGAGUUGGGAAAGGCUCAUGCCAAGGCGUUAAUGCCAUCGUUUGGGGAUGGUAAAGAAGAUCAACAUAAUAUUGAGUCUUUGACACAGGAGAUAACUUUUCUAUUGAAGAAGUCUGAGAAGCAACUUCAGAGGCUUUCUGCUUCAGGGCCUUCUGAAGAUUCAAAUGUUAGGAAAAAUGUGCAGCGGUCUCUUGCCACUGACCUCCAACUUCUUUCUAUGGAGCUUCGCAAAAAACAGUCAACAUAUUUGAAACGCUUGAGGCAGCAAAAAGAGGAUGGGAUGGAUUUAGAGAUGAAUCUGAGCAGAAACAGAUAUAGACCUGAAGAGGAUGACUUUGGCGAUAUGUUAAACGAGCAUCAGAUGUCAAAGAUAAAAAAGAGUGAAGAAGUAUCUGUAGAGAGGGAGAAAGAGAUACAACAGGUUGUAGAAUCAGUAAACGAUCUUGCUCAAAUUAUGAAGGAUCUUUCUGCACUUGUGAUAGAUCAGGGUACAAUAGUUGAUCGGAUAGACUAUAAUAUCGAAAACGUCGCUACUACUGUUGAAGAUGGUCUCAAACAACUACAGAAGGCAGAGCGAACGCAGAGACAUGGAGGUAUGGUGAAGUGCGCAUCCGUGCUUGUCAUCCUCUGUUUCAUCAUGCUGCUACUCUUAAUCCUCAAGGAAAUAUUCUUGUGAUCGGAUACUAUAAUCCCUGGUUAGAUCAAUAAGAAAAGUUCGAUCCUUAACUAUUUCAUUCUUUAGCCCCGAACAUCGCAUGUUUUCCUUCAGGGCUUUUGGUUUCAACUUCUUUGCAUUUAACAAUACUAAGAUCCUUUGCAGAGUAGUUAGUACGUAAUAUUAUUGUGUAGAAGAAGACCAUAGAUAGUCAGAGGUCGAUGUCUGAGGAGUUGAGAGAUCUGUGCACCAACGCCAAAAUACUCUCUUCACGCUAAAGUCAAGUGUUCUUUUAAAAUGUAUAAGAUUCCAGUCAUAGUUGUUGGAACUUGUUUUUGACAAAAUGGUUUUGACCAUUGUAACUUGUGGAUUUUCCGGUGAAGACGUUCAUUGGAGUGACCAGAUUUCGGGCAAGAUGGAAUCGUAGCUGCGAGCACUACAUGGUGGAGUAUUCAAAUGUGAAAACGAGUUUGUUUGAAAUCUUUUACUUUCCGGUUAUUGUAUCUUCGCAUAAAUUACAAAUUCUCAACAUUCUAGUUCUUUUAAAAACAUAUAUCAUUUACAAAUGUAUAAAUAUUUUUCACUUGAAACAAUGAAAACUUUAUACACGUU
Molecule: messenger RNA, 2048 nt
Organism: Arabidopsis thaliana (thale cress)
Lineage: Eukaryota; Viridiplantae; Streptophyta; Magnoliopsida; Brassicales; Brassicaceae
Gene: SYP41
Product: syntaxin of plants 41
Exons: 8
Coding region: 489-1457 (322 amino acids)
Biological process (GO): Golgi to vacuole transport; defense response to fungus; trans-Golgi network membrane organization
Cellular component (GO): Golgi apparatus; trans-Golgi network; membrane
Molecular function (GO): SNAP receptor activity
Source: RefSeq, marked reviewed